Messenger RNA from Fusarium graminearum PH-1, 444 nucleotides. RefSeq lists its product as uncharacterized. The coding region runs from base 1 to 444 and encodes 147 amino acids. The record is from RefSeq and is a predicted model, not a curated record. The transcript has 2 exons. NCBI's taxonomy places the organism in Eukaryota, Fungi, Ascomycota, Sordariomycetes, Hypocreales, Nectriaceae.
AUGGCUAUCGCAAGUGCGAUGGAUGAGUUUAAUCCCGGGCUGGCUGGCUGGCGACCCGAGCUCAUGGGCGGCUGUCCUCAGACCGAUUUGGCCUCAUUUGUUGUUUGUUUUCGCAUCCAGACGCCCGCCGUAUCGUGGACGCGGUAUAUCGGACUGUACAGAGAAAUGAAUGGAAAACAGGCAAUUCUGCCUUCAAAAUCAACGAUGACUUUUCUCUAUUGCCCCCAUCGCUCUGGAGAUAUCGAAUGGAUGAAUAAGAUGCAGGUUAUCGUUGCUGUGAAUCCCGGUCCAAUUUGGAUUGCAGUGAAAGGCGGUCAGACCUACUCACGCUUUUUUGUUGACUCUUUUGAUAUGAUGCUGACGAAUGCAAAGCGAAUUGCCAUCAUGCACGAGGCGAAUGUACAGCAUGAUGUAGAUUCUGCUGGUACUACUGAGAUAAGCUAA